Molecule: messenger RNA, 632 nt
Organism: Diospyros lotus (date-plum)
Lineage: Eukaryota; Viridiplantae; Streptophyta; Magnoliopsida; Ericales; Ebenaceae
Exons: 2
Coding region: 51-632 (193 amino acids)
Source: RefSeq, a predicted model, not a curated record
CCCCAUAAGCAACUGUUUGUUUCUUAAUUCUUUCAAAAAUUAAGCUUACCAUGGAGGAUCAAGCUCAGUUCCAGAACUCACUGAGUCUGACUCAGCUGAUGAGGUCUCCAUUUCUGAGGAAGAUCACACAGUUGCUACUCUCAGUGUCUGUGUUCUCCUUCAUCUUCUCUUGUUCAGGAUGGUAUUAUUCCUUCAAGGCCCAAAUGCUGAGCCAAGCUGUGGACAAAAACUGCAUCUUCCUCAUCUGUAAUGGGAUCCUGGUCUUGGUUGCUAAGACCUCUGGCUGCAACAGCCACCCCUUCAAGAUGAUCGCAGAUAGAGAAGCACUAUUGCUGGAGAUGGAGGACUCCUUUCUAGACAAGCAAGUCUCACUGGAAGCUAUGGAGCCUUCAGAGAAUGCUUUAAUAGAAGAAGAAGAAGAAGAAGAAGCAGCAGCAGCAGCAGCUCCCAAUGGGCUUCUGAUUGAAGGAGAAGAAGGGACUGCAGGCAACAAUGGCUUCCCAGAUGAAUUGGAAGGAGAAAAUGAAGCGAUGAGCACAGAAGAGUGGAACAAGAAGUUUGAUGAGUUUAUAAGGAGGAUGAAGGAAGAAUUCAGGAUUGAACCUUGUGAGCAACAGUUGAUCAUGGCUUAG